Messenger RNA from Achroia grisella, 653 nucleotides. RefSeq names its product waprin-Phi1-like. The record is from RefSeq and is a predicted model, not a curated record. Gene Ontology annotation, molecular function: peptidase inhibitor activity. The transcript has 4 exons. Gene Ontology annotation, biological process: antibacterial humoral response; innate immune response. Gene Ontology annotation, cellular component: extracellular region. Lineage: Eukaryota; Metazoa; Arthropoda; Insecta; Lepidoptera; Pyralidae. The coding region runs from base 76 to 447 and encodes 123 amino acids.
UCUCACAAUAAUUGGACCAAACGAGAGUUAUAAAGUAUCUGAGUAGGUUGCUAAGUGAAAUUCUCAGCAGGAAUAAUGCGUUGGAGCCCAGCUAUCGCAAUCGUUUUUACACUAGCGGUGAUGGUACGAAGCGAAAUAGGCUCGUGUCCCCCAACACUGCCGGUGGACAUCUGCGAGGGACAGUGCAGCCUCAGCCGACCCUGCGACGGGAGCCAGCUCUGCUGCCCAACAGCAUGCGGUGGUUCUAUGUGCGUCGACGCGAUGACUAGGCGACAUUUUGUCAAUUUCGUGAAGAAAGGUCGAUGCCCAGAGUUCCCUCGCGGUGUGUGGGUGUGCACACACACAUGCACCGGGGACUCGGACUGUCCCAGAGCGUUGAAAUGCUGUCCCAACCGCUGCGGAGCGCUCACUUGUCAGAAGCCAGAAGCUGACGAGGAGGCAACAUAAUAAAUAAAAAAAAAUGACUAUUUCUGUAAUUUUAUACUUCCGUUCAAAUAGUAUAACAACUGUAUACAAAAAAUCGCGAUAGAAUAAAGUUAAAGUCAAAUACAUGACUUUACAUCUAAUGGUUGCGGAUUCGAUUCUCUGACGGUACAAAUAUUUGUAUACAUGAGUAUGAUUGUUUGUUUUAAGUGUUUUCUAGGUACAUUGUG